GUGUUGAUCAGCAGCGGCACGUGUGUGGUCUUGUUGACUUCGAGCUCAAGUUUUGACUGGUUUCGUUGUUUAUAAUGGAAAAGCAAAUGCUGAUGUCAGCCGUCCUUCGUUAUUUUCGCACUGUUGUCUUACUGCUGCUGGUCAUCUGUGGCUGUCCGGUGGUUAGAUCUUCUCUAGCUGCCUCCAAUGCGCUGCACAAACUGGGCGACUUCACUUACCCUUACGGCAGCAUCUUCUCCCCGCUGCUCAAAGCCCUGUCAGAGCACGGAGGGCCGAGGUGGAACCCGGGCCUGAAGAAGAAAAUGAAACCCGAGCACAGGUACAUGAAAUAUCUGACCGAGGUUUUCAAGAAGUCCUCCAGAGUGCAGAGGAGUUUGGACGGGGAUAAAAUCUACAACACAGUCCGACUGAUCAAGCCACAAGAUGAAUGUCUUGCACAAAGUAAUAAAGAAAGUUUUAUGCAGGAUCUUUCCUACAGUCUUGAUCAAGUGAGAAGAAAAGAACAGCUUCUAAAGUCGGCUCUGCUGUACAAUUCUGAACACGACCGUGCAGCACCCAUGAACUCCGUGUGUUACCUGAGUAUCAAGGAGCGGGAGCAGUCAAACCAGUGUCAGCUGUGUCCUGUAGUCUACCAGGCUGUGAACUUCACAGCCGACUCUGAUGGGAGGAGCAGGAGGAACUGGGUGGAGGUUGAUGUCACCUCAUUUGUCCAGCCUCUCUUAAAGUUUCAGAAGAAGAAUAUACACCUGCUCAUCAACAUCACCUGCCCGGAGGAAAAAGGGGCCAGGGGCUCUCGACCUAAAGGCCCUUUGGAAUUCACCCUGAGGCCCCCUCCUCUGCUUCUUUAUCUCAAUGACACCAGCAAAAUCGCCCACCAGAGGUCACUGGUCAAUGCCAAACUGGGUGAAAGGCCAGGGGCUGCAGCAAACACAUUUCACAAGCAGAUGGUGCUCAAACCAGAGCAGAGGUUCGGGCGCAAGAGGAGAUGGAAGAGGGAAUCUCCAAAGAGCAAACGCGGUGAUAAAAGCCUGGAUACCCACCUGCCUGAGCUUCUCCCGAGCUCUGAAUUCCCGACAAGUGACUGUGCCUUGUAUGAUUUUAGGGUGCGAUUCAGCCAGCUCAAACUGGAUCACUGGAUUGUUUUUCCUCCAAAGUACAACCCCAGGUACUGCAGAGGCAUCUGCCCGAGGACCAUGGGCUUCAUCUAUGGUUCACCUGUUCACACCAUGGUGCAAAACAUCAUCUAUGAGAAGCUUGACUCCUCUGUGCCCAGGCCCUCAUGUAUUCCCUCCCACUACAGUCCCCUGAGUGUCAUGAUCUUUGAAGAGGAUGGAUCCUAUGUCUACAAGGAGUUUGAAGACAUGGUUGCCACCAGGUGCACAUGUCGCUAAGCCAGCUACCAACAUAUAUUUGCUUUUUUCCCCUCUUACAGGCUGGAUAGAACAUCACCACAAAGCCCCUCAACAGUCAUCACAGGUGGACUCUACCUCCGAGUGUCUCCUCAUUAUCCCAGAAUCAGAUAUUCUGACCAGGUUCAGUGAUUUCAUGAAUUUAUAAAAUUAUUGUGCAUGAUCUGGAGCAGGUGUGUUUACUUAAACAAAAACGUAUUUUAUCCUAAUGAAAAAUAUGGAAACGUGACCUUUAUAUCAUUUUUGUUAAGAGAGGGUGCAAAUGCAUUCUAAUGUUCAACUUACUAUUUGCAGUAUGUUAUUGAGUCUGACACACUUGAAGAAGAAAAUGUGUGAUGUAUAAUUUGUAGGAUUUUUUUAAGUUUCUUUUUUUGUUAACUUAUUUUGGUUGGGUGGUAUGUCAUUAUUCUUUAAUUUAACACAAGUUUUAAGUAGCCCUGUUGUGCAUAAAAGAUGAAAAAACAGUCACAAAUCCUUAUCAAACCUUUUACAUAUCGUUUUAUUCUUGGGGAUUACAGACAGCUAUAUUAUGAAGACACCUGUCUUCAUAAUGUCCAGAAUGAAAGUUGUCAAGGUUUCAGUGUGUAUUUAUUACUUCUGGUCACUGAGUGACUAAAUACAUAUGAAUUGACUGCAUACUUGUGACUUCUUACUGGUUGAAUGGGAUUACAUGUCAUGUCUAUUUAUGCAAAUUGAAUGAAUUCACUGUGUGUCUGUGGUCAGCUUAGGGAUAUUCAAAAGAAUGAAAAUAUGUUGACAUAUUCUAUGAAAAGUUGGAAAAUAAAAAAAUAGCAGGCAUAAGUGUUUUCUUUGUCUGCAUACAGCUGGCUGAACUGCUCAGACAACACAGGGGAAAUGUG
This is a messenger RNA of Seriola aureovittata, 2269 nucleotides long. RefSeq names its product growth differentiation factor 9 (gene gdf9). Gene Ontology annotation, molecular function: cytokine activity; growth factor activity. Gene Ontology annotation, biological process: SMAD protein signal transduction; BMP signaling pathway. Bases 75 to 1391 code for a protein of 438 amino acids. The transcript has 2 exons. The record is from RefSeq and is a predicted model, not a curated record. Lineage: Eukaryota; Metazoa; Chordata; Actinopteri; Carangiformes; Carangidae. Gene Ontology annotation, cellular component: extracellular region.